UUUAUAUACACAAGAUAAAUGAAACUAAAUCCCUCCUCCCCAUUAAGCAGAAAUGGGCCUUUCUGCGACGAGGUUUCAUUCGGCAUCGGCAGCGUGCGGCAAUGGCAAGAGCGGCUCUCCUCCAGUUGCUCCGAUCGCAGGCGACGCGCUCCACUUCCAGUUUCCUCCCUUCAGCCUAUCAUCGUUCAAGCUCCUGGACAUGCAGACGUGUCAUCAGCGCCAAUCCUGCAUCCGAAUUUUCCAUGCAGCUUGCUGCUGUCCAAAGGAGAUGGGCAUCCCAAUCAGUGACGACAGAGGAAGACGACAAGAUUAGCAUUGGACCUCGUGGUAGAGGAGGACAAUCCGGUGAACAUGACAAGGAAAAUGGAGUUGUUUAUUACGGUCCUAUCUCAUCCACCAUAAAAAAAGUUAAACUGUUGUCUCUCUCAACUUGCUGCCUCUCAGUAUCUCUGGGUCCUGUCAUAACCUUCAUGACAUCCCCUGAUAUGAAUGUCAUCUUGAAGGGUGCAGUAGCAUCAUCCGUAAUAUUCCUCAGUGCUUCUACAACGGCUGCACUUCACUGGUUUGUUAGCCCUUACAUCCACAAACUCAGGUGGCAGCCUGGUUCAGAUAGCUUUGAGGUGGAGAUGAUGUCAUGGCUGGCAACUUAUGUGCCCAAGACGAUUAAGUUUGCCGACAUUCGUCUACCCAACACCCAGAGACCUUUUGUAACAUUUAAGGCUAAUGGGAACUAUUACUUUGUUGACGCAGAUCAUUGCCAUAAUAAGGCGCUUUUGGCAAGAUUGACACCUCAAAAAGUACCUCAGGAGUCAGCUUUCAAAAACUUGUGAUUUGAAACACACUGAUAUAAACUCUCAGAAAGUUUGCUAUUAAGGAUGAUAAUGAUAUCCCUGGGUCAAUAUCCAUCGGUGGAUUAAGUUUCUGUCCCAGUAUUUUUGUUUCGAUAAAAUAACAUGUUUGAGAUUUGAUUUGUAUGGAACUCACUUGGAGUGGCAUUUUGCAACAUCAUAUGCUCUAGUAUUUUGAUGCAACUGGAGCAUUACUUUUAUUUUA
This is a messenger RNA of Neltuma alba, 1053 nucleotides long. RefSeq lists its product as uncharacterized. Bases 102 to 830 code for a protein of 242 amino acids. The record is from RefSeq and is a predicted model, not a curated record. Lineage: Eukaryota; Viridiplantae; Streptophyta; Magnoliopsida; Fabales; Fabaceae. The transcript is spliced from 2 exons. Gene Ontology annotation, cellular component: mitochondrial membrane. Gene Ontology annotation, biological process: mitochondrial proton-transporting ATP synthase complex assembly.